This is a messenger RNA of Armigeres subalbatus, 2418 nucleotides long. Its product is annotated as protein brambleberry-like. The record is from RefSeq and is a predicted model, not a curated record. The transcript has 3 exons. NCBI's taxonomy places the organism in Eukaryota, Metazoa, Arthropoda, Insecta, Diptera, Culicidae. Bases 374 to 2098 code for a protein of 574 amino acids.
GAUCUAUAAAUGCUUCUAUGUCGUAGCUAUGACUUUUUACCAAAAUCAAAACAUGUAGUCACCCACCAGGCUGCAAAGAUUUUUGCCAGUUUGAAUACUUUCCGCGCAAUUUUUUUUCGCUUUCUUCCAAGUUUAUUCUAUCUUUUUAGUAUUAUACGCACAUGAUUUGUUUGCUUUAAUGCUUAAGAAUAAGUGCUCAUUUUUAGGUGGUCAUUUUCAAAAAAGUUUAAAAUUUUCCUUUAAAUGGCGCUAAAUAUUCCGCGAACCCAAUGGAAGUCUAUUUUUAAAUAAGAUUCACCCAUCACAAUCAAAACAAAACGUUGGACAGCCAUCACAUACUCGAUCACGAGUGCGUGAUAGACGUGUGAGGAAUAUGCAGAGCGUCCGGUUACUGAUUCUGUAUCACUUGCUGUUAGUUCCUGUGGUGGUGCAAGGAUCAUUCAUGGAAUACAUAUGGCCUUCACAGCAAAAUGGUGACUCGAGCACGGCAGUGGAUACAUUCCCCGCCGUUCCCUAUGAGCUUUCCGAGAGUGACGAAUCUUUCCUACGAGAAGCGUCCAAAUGGAUUGGAACCAACCUUUCAAAACUAGAUCAUUGUCAUCAUCGGGUGAUUCUGAAAUUGAAGAGUUCCUGCGAAAGGUUGAAUGCCGAACAGAUAGGCAAAUUGGCAGUUAUGCUACUAAAUUGUCAGUCUGAUUCGGAAGGCCGCAGAAUCUACCACUGCACGGAGCAAAUGUCCCUAAAGGACUGCACCACGGAAAUGGAUCCCGAUACGUGGAAUGCGUACCACUUGGUGACAAACCGGGCCAAGGCUGUUUGCGCGAGCGUUCGUCACGACCAGUUCCGAGGGCUUACGGAACUCACGGUCAACAAACUGAUGAACACGGCCCACGAGCAGAUAGAGAUGAUGGGGCAACUGGCGGAGAAUCAAAAGGAACUGCAUAGUGUCACGCAGGAAGCGAUCGACGAAAUGUCGGUCAACAACGACAGGAUCAUCAGUCAACAGGGCGAUAUCAUGCGGCUGUCCGAAACACAUCGCGCCAAAGUCGAGUCAAACUUUAGGGAUCUCGUCAGAGAGAAAGCUUUGAUACGUUCAGGCCAACAGGAGGUUGCCACGCUCCUUACUGACCUUCGAAGCCGCAUUGACGAAAGUAUCAAGCAGCUGGAGACGCAAUCGAAGCGGAGUAAAUUGAAUCACGCUUCCUUACUAACCGACAUGGAACAGUUGCAAAAAAGUGCAGCAACGAUCGCCGGUAAGAUAGACGAAACAAGCACACAUUUUGCCUCGCAUCACCAAGCGGCCGAAGAGCAGUACAAGUACACUCUAAGUCAACUCGAAAAAAUAAACAACACCGUCGCAAACAUGUUGGACAUGAUCGGAGCCCUUCAGAAAGACUUUGAUCAUAAGCUGGCAUGGAUCACGGAGAAAGUCGGCGGAAGUGACUACAUUCUGAAGAAAAUGAACACCAUCAUCAUCCAUUUUUGCUACAUAAUUUUCGGAAUGAUCUGCUUAUCCUUUGUCGGGGCAGACAAAUUCAUCCGGGUGUUCUUUAUUCUGGCAGUACCUGGAAACUUGCUGGGGAAUCUACUCGAUCUUAUCCAAUCGGAUGUCAUCCAACUUAGCGUCAUUCUGGGCAGUUUCAUUGCCGCGGAUUUAAUAUGCCGGCUAGGACUGAAGUUCUAUCCUAGAAUUCGUGCAUGGCGCGAUCAACUAUCAAUGAACCGUGAUCAACCUGACACGGCUGCAAGAGGGCAACGAGAACCAUCGCUGGUACCGGCACGAUCGCGGCUAAACGUGCCGCUCCGGCCGGAACCCACCGUUGUCUAUGAGGAGGAUGAGGAAGAGGAGAACGAAGAAAAUCAGGAGGAAACCAACGAUGCCACUUCCUAUUUGAAUUCUUUGCGCUCGCGGUUUUCAAGGGAACGAUCGAUGACCCCUUCGGUGUCCAAUGGUGGACCGGUACGGAGGAGCAUGACCAGAGAGGGCAGCGAAGAUCGGCAGCAGUGUACGGCGAGGACGAUACGGGGAGACCAGUGUAGAGGAAUAGCUUUAGCGGGAAGGGAUUUCUGUCGAGUUCACGAUCAAAGGGGUUUGUAGACGGGUUUGCAGGCGGAAGGUGGAGUUUGUAUUUGGUAUAGUUUUUUUGAGAUGAUUAGUUAAUAGAAUGAGUUGGCAUUUAGGUUUAGAUUGAUUAUAUUUUUAAUGUGCUUAAGUUAGAUGGUCCCUCGCUUUCUAAUCAGUUCAUUAAUUGAUAGCUGUAUAAUUAUAACGAAUUUAGAAGCCAUUGAAUUUACCUGAUAUAAUGACAAUAUUUUGUUAUUUCUACUUACUGGAAGAAAAUAUGUAUUAUAAGAUAUUUUUAAGUUGUUUUUAUAAACAUUUGAUUGUGAAUAAAAUAAUUGGUUUUAAUUUUAUAA